AUGACAGGAAGGCCAGGACAUUUAGACCCAGGUCAAGAACAUCAAUUGAAAAAGUUUAGACAGGUUAUCGAAGAAAAAGGGAUUUACAACCCCGAAAGACAUGAUGAAGCAUGUUUGUGUCGUUUCCUUCGUGCAAGAAAGUGGGACUUUGAUGCCUCUUUGGCCAUGUUCGAAGCAAGUGAACAGUGGAGAAAAGAAUUCAAAGUUGAUGAGCUAUACCACAACUUUGAAUACCCUGAAAAGGAAAAGGUAGACGAAAUCUACCCACAAUAUUACCACAAGACAGACAAUGAAGGUAGACCGGUAUACAUUGAACAAUUGGGAAAAUUGGACUUGAAAGCUCUUUAUCAAGUCACAACACCUGAAAGACAAUUGCAGAAACUGGUAGUAGAAUAUGAAAAGUUCCAACGGGAGCGAUUACCAGUUUGCUCUCAUGAUCGAGGAGAAUUGGUGGAGACCAGUUGUACGAUCAUGGAUUUGAAGAACGUUGGUAUUAGUCAAUUCUGGAAGGUGUCUGGUUACGUUCAACAAGCCAGUAACAUUGGUCAGCAUUAUUAUCCUGAGACUAUGGGUAAAUUCUACAUCAUCAAUUCACCAUACAUCUUUACAACCGUUUGGUCCGUCAUCAAAGGUUGGCUCGAUUCCGUCACAGUGGAAAAGAUUAAGAUCUUGGGAUCCGGAUUCGAAAAAGAAUUGAUGGAACAAAUUCCACCUGAGAACCUUCCUCAUACUUUGGGCGGUAAAUGUGAUUGCCCUAACGGAGGAUGCUCUUUAUCCGACGCUGGUCCAUGGAACACUGAAGAGGGUAAAAAGAUUAUCGAUGACGUACGCAAAGAAGAGGCAAAGAAGCGUGAGACCCACGAGAAAGAAGCAAGUGAAUCAAAGAUCAAUGGGAAAAAGUGA
This is a messenger RNA of Meira miltonrushii, 903 nucleotides long. RefSeq names its product putative SEC14-phosphatidylinositol/phosphatidylcholine transfer protein. Lineage: Eukaryota; Fungi; Basidiomycota; Exobasidiomycetes; Exobasidiales; Brachybasidiaceae. Bases 1 to 903 code for a protein of 300 amino acids. The transcript has a single exon. The record is from RefSeq and is a predicted model, not a curated record.